Molecule: messenger RNA, 3476 nt
Organism: Myxocyprinus asiaticus (Chinese sucker)
Lineage: Eukaryota; Metazoa; Chordata; Actinopteri; Cypriniformes; Catostomidae
Product: septin-5-like
Exons: 12
Coding region: 1196-2368 (390 amino acids)
Biological process (GO): cytoskeleton-dependent cytokinesis; regulation of exocytosis
Cellular component (GO): microtubule cytoskeleton; septin complex; synaptic vesicle
Molecular function (GO): GTP binding; molecular adaptor activity; GTPase activity
Source: RefSeq, a predicted model, not a curated record
UAACUAGUUUCCAGUUAAAUGUGUUUACAUGCACCGUAGUUGCCUAGUUCCCGAAACGCCACUUAAAAUGAGUGUUGACGCUGACUAUCACUCCUGGAGUCGCGAGUUUGAAUCCAGGAUGUGCUGAGUGACUCCAGCCAGGUCUCCUAAGCAACCAAAUUGGCCCGGUUGCUAGGGAGGGUAGAGUCACAUGUGGUAACCACCUCGUGGUCACGAUUAGUGGUUCUCGCUCUCAAUGGGGUGUGUGGUAAGUUGUGUGUGGAUCGCGGAGAGUAGUAUGAGCCUCCACAUGCUGUGAGUUGCCGCGGUGUCAUUAUACUGCAGCUGCAGGUUAUACAUGUUUGAUUUAUUAUUCAGGAACUGAGUUUAGCUACAUUUGGAAAGGAAAAAAUGGAAACAUCACGAAUAAAUGAAUAAAUCUCUGCACGUAGACGCACUGAAUGCUGUAACCGGAAACGCCAGAGCCGCACUACUUAGUAUGCAGAAGCAGUUGUGCAAGUAGUUCAUUGCGGUCCGGGGACAUGAUUAAUUGCGUUAAUAUUUUUAAUGUGUUAUUUUUUAUAUAAUCAAUCGUACUGAAUUAAUGCAUUAAAUCGACAGCCCUAAAUAUAAUAUAAUAUACAGUACGUGUAAUAAAAUAUAUUUGGUGAUGAUUUUGGACAGAAAAAUCUCCACUCACAUUUUCUGUAGAAAAUUUAAUAUUUGAGUUUUCCCUCUUGUUUCACUCUCUCUCCCUCUCCCACACACACACAGCAUGCAUGGGGUCAGAUAUAGCAGAGUUUCUCUUUUCUAGGAUGACGGACUGUGGAAAUACAUGACAAGUUGAGAGAUGCUCUGGCAGUGAGAUGAGUUGUGUUUGGCUAAAGUUUGAGUUUGUUAAAAAGCCCUUUUCAGUCCGAGUCAGUAGUGCUGCUGUGUGUUGUGUGGCCGCUGGGGUCUGUAUGGAAUGGCGACUGAGAUGGUUUUGCUAUUUGGUUUAAUAAAUAUUUUGUUUUCCUUUCACUGCAUCAGUCAAUCUUCUUGAGAUUCACAGUGCUGGGCUUCUGGCUUUAGAGCAUUUAUGACUGCUGUGCGGUUUCCUGUUGAGUCCGCGGACAUCAACAGGGGGCGACUCAACAGUACUGCGCCUUUCAUGCGAUGUUAUUUCUGUGCCAGACUGACCAUUCACUGAAGUUCAAGCUUAAAGGGAUAAUUGAUGAUGAAAAUUCUGCCAUUAUUUACUCACCCUCAUGUCAUUCCAGACUCUUUCUUUCUUUGGAGCACAAAAAGGAGAUGCUUAACAGUGUUCAUGCUGCUGUUGUCCGUACAACGAGAUAAGCAGUACGUUGGCUUUGCUACACUCCCUAAUCAGGUGCACAGGAAGUCUGUGAAGAAGGGCUUUGAUUUCACUCUAAUGGUGGCAGGUGAAUCUGGUUUGGGCAAGUCUACUCUAGUUAACAGCCUCUUCCUCACAGAUCUCUAUAAAGACAGGAAAUUACUAAAUGCAGAAGAACGCAUUAAUCAGACUGUUAAAAUAACCAAACACACAGUGGAUAUUGAAGAAAAAGGAGUCAAACUCAAACUCACCAUCGUGGACACACCAGGGUUUGGAGACGCUGUUAAUAAUAAUGAAUGUUGGAAGCCCAUCACAGAUUACAUUGAUCAACAGUUUGAGCAGUACUUCAGAGACGAGAGUGGACUGAACAGAAAGAACAUACUUGACAACAGAGUACACUGCUGUCUGUACUUCAUACCACCAUUUGGACACGGGUUGCGGCCGGUGGAUGUGGAGUUCAUGAAGGCGCUACAUGAGAAAGUGAAUAUUGUUCCUCUGAUCUCUAAAGCCGACUGUCUCACUCCUAAUGAAGUCAAAAAACUCAAGGACAGGGUGCGAGACGAGAUCGAGCAAUUUGGGAUUAAAGUGUAUCAGUUUCCUGAAUGUGACUCUGAUGAAGAGGAGGACUUUAAACAGAUGGACAAAGAACUGAAGGAGUGUACUCCAUUUGCUGUCAUUGGCAGUAAUACAGUGGUGGAGACCAGAGGUCAGCGGGUCAGAGGGCGUCUUUACCCCUGGGGUAUUGUAGAAGUGGAGAAUCAGUCUCACUGUGACUUUGUGAAGUUGAGGAACAUCUUGAUUCGCUCUCACAUGCACGACCUGAAAGACGUGACCUGUGACGUGCACUAUGAAAACUACAGAGCGCAUUGCAUACAGGAGAUGACCAGUAAACUUGCACAGGAUAACUGUACAGACAGCCCGCUACCCAUCUUACCUCUGCCCACACCAGACGUGGAGACAGAGAGACUCAUCAAGAUGAAAGAUGAAGAGCUGAAGAGAAUGCAAGAGAUGCUGGAGAAGAUGCAACAACGGAUGCAUGAGAAAGAUCAGUGACACGCACACUACAACCCUCACUGCAACUCUCAGAUGUGAAUGCAUUUAAAAUAUACUGUACGAAUAUCAUAUCUACCGCUUUGUCCAUCAGAUUCAGUCUUACAAUUGCUGUAAGUUGAUUUGCUCGGUGCUUUUGUCUGCCUGGAUGAAACAUGGUGAUUUGACAAAUGCUCGUGUCUAUGAAGAGCAUAAAUAAAUCAGUGUAUUAUUAACUUAAUGAACUUUUAAAGGUAUCUAAUUUAUAUUGACUUUUUUUAUUUGCUUAGCAAGAUGAAUGUGUGAGUUUUUAGAAAAUAUUUUUUUCUGAAAUAGUGAUGGUCGUUUAUUGAUAUCUAUGUACGUGUGUGCAUUUGUAAACCGAGAGAGAUAUUAUGUAUUUUGCUAGUAAUUUGUUGGAUUCAAAGGCAGUUUUGUUUUUUUAAAGUGCUCGAAAUCAGUGAAUGUGCAGAUACAAUUGAAAUUAUUGUCAUCAAUAAACUUUCUCAGUUCAGACUGUGGGUCUUUGCUUGUUUAAUGACAAUAAUAGCAUCAAUAACAGUAGUGUUGGUAUAUUUAUACAAUUAUUAUGGUAAAUCUUGCAGUUAUGCUUGCUAAUAAAUGUGAAGAAUUUGUAAGGUAUCAUUGUUUUUGUCCUAGUUCCAAAGCUUCUUUAAAAUGUUAAAUAAAGAAGAAAAUGUGUUUUCAUAUUUAAACAUUGAAUUCUUUUAUCUGAAAUGUGACGUAGGUUUUCUGUAGGUUUCUGAUACGGUAUAAUUCCUUCAGAUGUAAAUGCGUUUUCUCACGUCAAUACUAGGAGUUUAAAGCAGGUUAACAGUAUCAGAGAGCGAAUGUGUGCCUCACUUCCUGUGUCAUAUUCCUCUGAGUGUGGCGUGUGUGUGUUUGUGUGUUGAAGGUAAUUUUAUCAGUCAGACACGGCUGUGUUUAAUGCUGCAGUCUUAACGCUCCUCAGUCUGAUACAGACACACAGAGACGCUGGAAUGUGAGCUGUAGUUUUCCAGCACACCUGCGGGGACGUCUGGUGGUGUAUCUGGUGGAGGAAGAAGUUUUGGAAUCAUGUCGUUAUUGGAUGUGUAAUUUAGCACUGGCAUCUCAGAUCAGCCUCUUCAUC